UUAGAAUCUGGCAAUCUCGUUGUCGAUGCUUAAAAUUCCAUUUAUACUUUCGUAUUGUGUCCGCACGUCAGGUGCAUGUGAAUUUUUUUGGUGCAAUUGUUUAUUUCUCUUAUUUAUUGUACAGUAAAUUUCUCCUAUUUGCAAAACAUUGCUGAUGUAUUGAAAUAAAAGAUAUCUUUUACUAAUUUUUCAACAAUAAUGAGUUUCUUAUUUGGUGGGCGCUCGUCUAAAACUUUCAAACCAAAGAAAAAUAUACCUGAGGGCACUCAUCAAUAUGACUUGAUGAAGCAUGCGGCUGCAACUUUAGGCAGUGGGAAUUUGCGUUUAGCUGUUAUGUUACCAGAAGGAGAAGAUUUGAAUGAAUGGGUUGCUGUUAAUACUGUAGAUUUCUUCAAUCAAAUAAAUAUGUUGUAUGGAACAAUCACAGAAUUUUGUACAGAAGAGAGUUGCCGAGUGAUGUCUGCUGGACCAAAAUAUGAAUAUCACUGGGCGGAUGGUCAGACAGUGAAAAAACCUAUUAAAUGUUCUGCUCCUAAAUAUAUUGAUUAUCUUAUGACUUGGGUACAAGACCAACUUGAUGAUGAAACUUUGUUCCCAUCAAAAAUAGGUGUUCCAUUUCCAAAGAACUUUUUAACCAUAGCAAAGAUAAUCCUAAAGCGACUGUUCAGGGUUUAUGCUCAUAUCUAUCAUCAGCACUUUCAAGAAAUUGUACAACUGGGAGAGGAAGCUCACCUAAACACAAGCUUUAAACACUUUAUCUUUUUCGUCCAAGAAUUUAGUCUUAUUGAAAAGCGAGAGCUGGCACCCUUGCAAGAAUUGAUAGAGAAACUUACCUCAAAGGACAAGGACAAAGAGGGAAAUUCAACUCGCUGAUCCACUCCAUAAUUAACAGAGUCAUAUCUAUAUAUAUAUAAAAGAAUACUUGCCAUAAUGAGAUUAGAUAUGCUUUAUAGGUGACUUGCCUCUCUCGAUACUGGAAGUGAACAAUCAGUUAAAAUAAUUAUCGUGUAUUCCAGAAAAUAUUGAGAUGCAUAUUUUCUUAGAAUAUUUUUUUAAGAUUGACUUAUUUUGCAGUGGCGCUUCUUGCGGAAGCGUUGAGUCAUUAGUUUUGAAUCUGACAAGUGCUAAAUUAUGUCUACAUACUAUUCAUAAAAAUAGUUUAUGUACCUAGUUGAAUAUUUCUCUUUAUCACUAUAUCAUAUUGAGUCAUUAAACUUGUUAAGUCAUGUUGAUAAUUACUUGCCAUUAUCAUUUUUCUUUAUUUCUGUAAAAUAGUAGAAAUUAUACUUUUUUCGUAAUUCAGAUAAGCUCUGAUUGCAAAUUGAUGCUAUUAAUCUUUGAAUUUUACGGCAUAUUCUUGAACAUAUGACAGUCUUGAUUCUUAAUUCAUUAGAUCUCUUUAAUUCAUUUAAAAGAUUUAUUUUCAUUCCUGUCUAACUUUUUUGUUUCAGUGAAUAGUCAGUACCUAAAAUAAAUUUUUUUUUGCACAUUUAUUAUUAUUAAAAACAUUGUUGUUAAUUUCUGUUGUAUGUUUAAACAAACUAGGUUUAUAAUAUGGUUUCAUGGAAUAAAUAUAUAAAAAUAGAUAAUUUUGAAACAGAUUCCAGAUAUCUGUUAAGGCAUUACCAAUUUAAACAUAUACUUUGUUCUUUAUAUCUCUUAUUCAAUUUAAAUUGUAGUACAUAGCUUGAUAAUAUAGAAUUCAGUACUAUAUAUUGCAAUAGUUCAUAAAUUGGUUUUGAAAUGUAACUUAUCUAGUAAAUGUUGAAUAAUCAAUCUUGCUAUUAUCUUAUUAUUUUGUAACAGUUGGAGUUAGUUGCGUAAUGUUAAGGUAUUCCCUUUUUUUAUUUUUUUUUAUUAAGAUGUAAAAAGUAAUCUUUUUUUUUUCCAAGUUGAAUAAUUUAAUAGUUAAACAUUGGAGGUUUUUAAAGUUAUUAAAUUAUUCUAUAAUGCAUUAUUUGUAUUUAAGCUGAACUUUUAUUUAUUUAAAUUCUUACCAAAAAUAUUCUUACUAAAUCUGUUGCCGUGUAGUGACGUUUAGUUAUUUUGAAGCUCUAAAAUUUUCUAUUUAUUUUUGUAAUUAUUUAAUUACUUUUGAAAGAUACUGCCAAUUUUCCAUUCCUCCAAUUCAUUUUAAACGUGUUGGCUCUUGCUUUAAUACUGAGUAACUUUAUAAGCAUGGCAAAUAAAUCAUGUUUUUACUUAAAUGAUUUUUUUUUUAUUUUAAUAAAGGAAGUGAUUUAAAUUCUUAGUGAAAUGUAAUAUGAAGUUAGAUUCAUUUUAUAUCAACUAAAAAUAAGAAUAAAUUUUUGAUUGCAUGAAACUUAUUUUUUUUUUUUUCCUACUUGUCUUUUAGAAUGGGAAACUUUUUUUCGAUAAUUGCUUUAUUUGUUUAUAUAAGCUGAAUCAAAAACUUGAGAUUUUUUUUUCUCCUAAAUAAUAAUUUUUAAUUUUUGUAAAAAUGAAAAACAAUUUUUACUUGUGAUUUGACUUUCUUUUAAAAAAAUUUUUUUGUCACACUUAAGCUAGACUUUUUACCAAAAGAUAGCCUUCAUCAUUCUCUGAAGUAUAAAUAUAAUUUGUAUUUUAUAGCUGAAUGAAUUUUUCUUUAUUUAACUUUCAUGUAAUAUCUAAAAUUAUGAUCAUAUCCUAAAUAUUCACUCACGAAAUUUCGCAUUUCUAAGUAAUUGCUUUUCUUAAUUUAUUAGUGUUUUGGUAUCUGUAACAUUUA
Messenger RNA from Parasteatoda tepidariorum (common house spider), 2731 nucleotides. It is a transcript of the gene mats, whose product is annotated as MOB kinase activator-like 1. The record is from RefSeq and is a predicted model, not a curated record. Lineage: Eukaryota; Metazoa; Arthropoda; Arachnida; Araneae; Theridiidae.